Pieris napi is the source of this 1126-nucleotide messenger RNA. Its product is annotated as myb/SANT-like DNA-binding domain-containing protein 3. The record is from RefSeq and is a predicted model, not a curated record. Bases 303 to 1085 code for a protein of 260 amino acids. Lineage: Eukaryota; Metazoa; Arthropoda; Insecta; Lepidoptera; Pieridae. The transcript has 6 exons.
GGGUUGUUUCAAACCAUUUGCUAUCGUUACUUACGUUCGUUAAUAUUUGACAGACUCGUAUGAACUUUAACGUAUGUUAACUUGUUAGCGUUGCUUCAUUGUUAAAAAAUGAGUUCGUCAUUGUUAAUGGGGUUGCCUGUUUGCGUAACGCUAUUUUGACCAAAUGUUUUAUGGGAAUUUUUUUUAGUAAUAACAACAUUGAUAAAAACAAUGUCAGUUGAAACAUUCUGUCAAGUUUGACAUCGAUGUUUAUUGUUUUAUACGAUACUAAUUUUUAAAAAAUUUAAAUUUUAAUAUAAAUAAUGCAAACCUUUUCGCCAAAAGAACGUUCGGUAAAUUUUGGAAAAGAGGAGAAGGACCGAUUUAAAAAUUUAAUAGAAAAAUAUCACCAUAUAUUAUUUAAUAAAAAAACAGACAAUUCAAACAACUUGCAAAAAAAGAAGGCAUGGAGUGCGAUUCAUGCAGAAUUCAAUGCCCUGUCAAAUAACCCUAGAACAAUUAAACAGUUGCAAGCCAAAUUUGACAACAUGAAGCGGAAUGCUCGUAAAGAUGCAAGCAAACAAAGGCAAGAGCGUUUUAAAACGGGGGGUGGUCCACCUCCACCUCCUACUGAUGCAGACACUGACUGGUUGAGGACUGUGAUGCCAGUUUCAAUGGAUGGACUGGCUAGUAUAGUCGAUGAUGAUUCUGAAUUGGUUGAGUCAAAUAUAGAGAUGGCUAGUGAAAAACCUGUUGUUGACCAAAAAGAAGAGAUAGAGACAAUGAAAGAAAACUGUGAUUCUUCAAAUAUCCAAAAAGAGGUAUUCAACACAAAAUCACCAGCCUGUUUUCUUCGCACUCCAAUGACAAGGAAUUUAAAAGUGCCUAAAAAAUGCAGGCUGUCAAAUGUGCCCAGUCUCACAUCUCAAAUAUCCACAGAAAGAUUGGAAUUGUUUAAAAGUUGUAGGAAAUAUGAGAAAGAAAUUUUUGAGUUGCGAGUGCAACAUCUGAAUGAGAAGAGAAAGAAUGAUGAAAUCAUUUUUAAACUUCAAGAAAAAAAAUUACUUUUGGAAAUUUCUUUAUUAGAAAGAAAUUUACAAAAGUAGUUUUUUCUAUACUAAUAUUAUAAAGAUUGAUUUUUUGUUUG